GUCUUGUCUCUGUCUCUGGCCAAGAAGCCCAUCAAGUGGAAAUGUGCAUUCCACUGAUUUCCAGAGCAGAUCUGUACGAUAUCGCCUUGGUGGCUGGCAUCAAGACGAUAAUCAGACAGAUGGAGGGUUUCAACGAGGAUAAGCCUCUCUCCACGGACCUGAUUGCCCAGAUCACCAAUAUGGCGUCCAACUAUUUUCUGGGCGGCAGGAAUGUUAGAUUCGUCCUACAGAUGCUAUUCCUGGCCUGCAGAAUUAACAAGCCACGCCCGGGCCAAAAGCCGGAGUAUGACGUCGAGGCAGAUGCGGAGAAAAGCUUCGUGUGCCUCUUGCAGAACAAAGUGGAAAAGUGCUACUCGUAUAGCUACAACCCCGAGGAGGACAUAUAUCCGGAGAUAGAUAAAGACAAGAAGCCAGAGAGUGCUGGAAAUGCAACUGUUGCUGCGAGGAGUUGGAAAGUGGGGCACGCUCGUCCUCGGUUCAGAUCGAUUGCAUCAUCAUCGGGGCAUCAUCAUAAAAAAAGAUUCCAUUUUUAGAUUUUUGCAUUUAAUAAGUGUAUUAAAACCAUUUCAAAUGUUUCUCCUUCUCGGGCACUCAGCAAAUUAAAAAGCAAAACUAAAAAAAA
Drosophila bipectinata is the source of this 622-nucleotide messenger RNA. RefSeq lists its product as uncharacterized. The record is from RefSeq and is a predicted model, not a curated record. NCBI's taxonomy places the organism in Eukaryota, Metazoa, Arthropoda, Insecta, Diptera, Drosophilidae.